AUUAUCUUAACUGAGUCCCUGAUGGGAAGAGAGGAAACCCUCACUGACUCCUCCCCUGGCCUGGACAGGAUUUAACCCAGGGAGGGAAGCUGAGGAGUGAAGAGAAGGAGGGAGGGCACAGACCAGCACCAAGGUCUGCAAGCCCACGGGCCCGGCUCCCAGGGGGCGGAAGCAUCAGAAGUGGGGCCCGGCAGCCUCUGAGGAUAGAGGCCUCCAGGAGGGUCUGCUCCCCAUCUCGCCAAGGAUGGGUUUCCAGGGGAAGCUCUGCUCCCUGUUGGGGCUCCUGUUUGGCUCUGUGCUUUUGGUGGCCUCAGCCCCGGCCACUCUCGAGCCUCAUGGCUGCAGUGACAAGGAGCAGCAGGUCACCGUCAGCCAUACCUACAAGAUUGAUGUGCCUAAGUCGGCCCUGGUCCAGGUGGAGGCAGACCCUCCACCCCUCAGUGACGAUGGGGCCUGGCUCCCAGUCCCCCGGGAGGCUGAGGAACAGAACAUCAUCUUCAGACACAACAUCCGCCUGCAGACGCCGCAGAAGGAGUGCGAGCUGGCAGGCAGCAUUCAGGACCUCCUGGCCCGGGUGCAGAAGCUGGAGGAAGAGAUGGCCGAGGUGAAGGAGCAGUGUAACCUCCAGCACUGCUGCCAAGGGGCUGCCGGUCUGAGCCGCUCCUGCAGCGGCCACGGCACCUUCUCCCCGGAGAACUGCAGCUGCCGCUGCGAGCAGGGCUGGGAGGGCGCCCAGUGCGAGCGGCCCGCCUGCCCCGGUGCCUGCAGCGGUCACGGGCGCUGCGAGGACGGCCGCUGCCGGUGCGACGAGCCCUACCUGGGGCCCGACUGCGCGCACCGCGCCUGCCCGGAGAACUGCAGCGGCCACGGCGAGUGCGUACGCGGCGUCUGCCGGUGCCACGACGACUUCACGGCGGACGACUGCAGUGAGCGCCGCUGUCCCGGCGACUGCAGCGGCCACGGCUUCUGCGACACGGGCGAGUGCUACUGCGAGGAGGGCUUCGUGGGCCUCGACUGCGCGCAGGUGGUUGCCCCCCAGGGACUGCAGCUGCUCAGGAGCACGGAGGACUCCCUGCUGGUGAGCUGGGAGCCAUCCAGUGAGGUGGAUCACUACAUCCUCAGCUACUACCCCCUGGGGAAGGAGCUCUCUGUGAAGCAGAUCCAGGUGCCCAAGGAGCAGCACGUCUACGAGAUCCUGGGUUUGCUGCCUGGAACCAAGUACAUAGUCUCAUUGCGCAACGUGCAGAAAGAUGUUUCCAGCAGCCCACAGCAUCUACUUGCCACCACGGGGCUCGCUGUGGUGGGCUCUGCAUGGGUGGCUGAAGAGACUGCCAGCUCGCUUGAUGUGGAGUGGGAGAAUCCUGCAGCUGAGGUGGACUACUACAAGCUGCAGUAUGGCCCCAUGACAGGGCAGGAGGUGGCAGAGGUUGCCGUGCCCAAGAGCAGGGACCCCAAGAGCCGUUACGACAUCACGGGUCUGAAGCCCGGGACGGAGUAUAAGAUCACAAUUGUCCCUAUGAGAGGAGAACUGGAGGGCAAGCCAAUCCUCCUGAAUGGCAGGACAGAAAUUGACAGUCCAACCAAUGUGGUCACUGAUCAUGUGACAGAAGACACAGCGGUGGUCUCCUGGGACCCAGUCCAGGCUGUCAUAGAUAAGUACGUGGUGCGCUACACCUCGGCUGAUGGGGAGGCCAAGGACACGGCAGUCCCUGGGGAGCAGAGAAGCACCGUCCUGACCGGCCUGAAGCCGGGAGAAGCAUACAAAGUCCAUGUGUGGGCUGAGAGGGGCAACCAGGAGAGUGAGAAGGCUGACACGGAGGCACUCACAGACAUUGACAGCCCCCAAAACCUGGUGACCAACCAGGUGACAGAGAGCACGGCCACUGUCUCCUGGGACCCGGUGCAGGCCGUCAUCGACAGGUACCUGGUGCGCUACACCUCUGCUGAUGGAGACACCAGGGAGGUGCCGGUGGGGAAGGAGCAGAGCAGCACCACCCUGACGGGCCUGAGGCCGGGCGUGGAGUACACAGUCCACGUGUGGGCCCAGAAGGGGGACCGGGAGAGCAGGAAGGCCGACACCACGGCCCCGACAGACAUUGACAGCCCCCAAAACCUGGUGACCAACCAGGUGACAGAGAGCACGGCCACCGUCUCCUGGGACCCGGUGCAGGCCGUCAUCGACAGGUACCUGGUGCGCUACACCUCUGCUGAUGGAGACACCAGGGAGGUGCCGGUGGGGAAGGAGCAGAACAGCACCACCCUGACGGGCCUGAGGCCGGGCGUGGAGUACACGGUCCACGUGUGGGCCCAGAAGGGGGACCGGGAGAGCAGGAAGGCCGACACCACGGCCCCGACAGACCUUGACAGCCCCCAAAACCUGGUGACCAAGCAGGUGACAGAAAGCACGGCCACCAUCUCCUGGGACCCAGUGCAGGCCGUCAUCGACAGGUACCUGGUGCGCUACACCUCUGCUGAUGGAGACACCAGGGAGGUGCCGGUGGGGAAGGAGCAGAGCAGCACCACCCUGACGGGCCUGAGGCCGGGCGUGGAGUACACGGUCCACGUGUGGGCCCAGAAGGGGGACCGGGAGAGCAGGAAGGCCGACACCACGGCCCCGACAGACCUUGACAGCCCCCAAAACCUGGAGACCAACCAGGUGACAGAGAGCACGGCCACUGUCUCUUGGGACCCAGUGCAGGCCGUCAUCGACAGGUACCUGGUGCGCUACACCUCUGCUGAUGGAGACACCAGGGAGGUGCCGGUGGGGAAGGAGCAGAACAGCACCACCCUGACGGGCCUGAGGCCGGGCGUGGAGUACACGGUCCACGUGUGGGCCCAGAAGGGGGACCGGGAGAGCAGGAAGGCCAACACCACGGCCCCGACAGACAUUGACAGCCCCCAAAACCUGGUGACCAACCAGGUGACAGAGAGCACGGCCACCGUCUCCUGGGACCCGGUGCAGGCCGUCAUCGACAGGUACCUGGUGCGCUACUCCUCUGCUGAUGGAGACACCAGGGAGGUGCCGGUGGGGAAGGAGCAGAGCAGCACCACCCUGACGGGCCUGAGGCCGGGCGUGGAGUACACGGUCCACGUGUGGGCCCAGAAGGGGGACCGGGAGAGCAGGAAGGCCACCACCACAGCCCCGACAGACAUUGACAGCCCCCAAAACCUGGUGACCAACCAGGUGACAGAGAGCACAGCCACCGUCUCCUGGGACCCAGUGCAGGCCGUCAUCGACAGGUACCUGGUGCGCUACUCCUCUGCUGAUGGAGACACCAGGGAGGUGCCAGUGGGGAAGGAGCAGAGCAGCACCACCCUGACGGGCCUGAGGCCGGGCGUGGAGUACACAGUCCACGUGUGGGCCCAGAAGGGGGACCGGGAGAGCAGGAAGGCCAACACCACGGCCCCGACAGACCUUGACAGCCCCCAAAACCUGGUGACCAGCCAGGUGACAGAGAGCACAGCUGCCGUCUCCUGGGACCCGGUGCAGGCCGUCAUCGACAGGUACCUGGUGCGCUACUCCUCUGCUGAUGGAGACACCAGGGAGGUGCCGGUGGGGAAGGAGCAGAGCAGCACCACCCUGACGGGCCUGAGGCCGGGCGUGGAGUACACGGUCCACGUGUGGGCCCAGAAGGGGGACCGGGAGAGCAGGAAGGCCACCACCACAGCCCUGACAGACAUCGACCCUCCCCGAAACCUUCGUCCAUUGGCUGUAACACUGUCAGGAGGGGUUUUGAUCUGGACACCCCCUGCUGCUGAGAUCGAUGGCUACAUUCUGACCUACCAGUUCCCAGAUGGCACCAUUAAGGAAGUGCAGCUCAGAAGAGAUGACCAGAGGUUUGAGUUGCAAGGCCUUGAGCAGGGUGCCGCCUACCCUGUCUCCUUGGUUGCCUUUAAGGGUGAUCGCCGGAGCAGGAGUGUGUCCACCACCCUUUCCACAGUUGGUGCCCGUUUUCCACACCCUUCAGACUGCAGUCAAGUUCAGCAGAACAGCAACGCCGCCAGUGGCCUGUACACCAUCUACCUGCACGGGGACGCCAGCCAGCCCCUGCAGGUGUACUGUGACAUGGACACGGAUGGAGGCGGCUGGAUUGUCUUCCAGCGGCGGAACACGGGGCAGCUGGAUUUCUUCAAGCGUUGGCGGACCUAUGUGGAAGGCUUCGGGGACCCCAUGAAGGAGUUCUGGCUUGGACUUGACAAGCUACACAGCCUCACCACUGGCUCUCCUGCCCGAUAUGAGGUGAGAGUGGACUUGCAGACCGCCAACGAAUCCGCCUAUGCCAUAUAUGAUUUCUUCCAAGUGGCCUCCAGCAAGGAGCGGUACAAGCUCACUGUCGGGAAAUACAGAGGCACGGCAGGGGACGCUCUUACUUACCACAAUGGAUGGAAGUUUACAACUUUUGACAGAGACAAUGAUAUCGCCCUCAGCAACUGUGCCCUGACACAUCAUGGUGGCUGGUGGUACAAGAACUGCCACUUGGCCAACCCCAAUGGCAGAUACGGGGAGACCAAGCAUAGUGAGGGGGUGAACUGGGAGCCGUGGAAAGGACAUGAAUUCUCCAUUCCUUAUGUGGAAUUGAAAAUCCGCCCUCAUGGCUACAGCACGGAGCAUGUCCCGGACAGAAAGAAGCGGACACUGGGAGAAAACUCGAGAACGUUCUGAUGCGCAGUUUGAGCAGUCCUCUGAGUCCUAUUUGCAGCCCGGGGAUUGGGGCUUUGUAUUGGGUGGGGGGUGGGGGUGGCGCCUGGUUAAUGGAAGUUUGAAGCAUGCUUAUAGCUCUGGUUCUGAGGUGGAUAACCUGCAGGAUGAAGUGUGUCACCGAGCCUCAAACAACAGAGGUUACUUCCCGUCACCUGCGUUUUUGCCCAUUCGUACUGGGGGCCUGAAAAUCAGCACCAUAGAAGUUGCACAGAGUAUAUGGGAAGCCAGUACUGGGACUGCAGAAUUUCUCAGUCUGUCUUCAGUAACAAAUAUGCAGAAUUAGGGGAAAAAAAAAGAAGAGGAAAAAGGAGAAGAAAAGGAUCAUUUAGUACUUUGCUGAUUUGGAAAUCUCUGGAAAUUGGUAUAUCUAUAUCUAUAUAAAGCUCUGCUAAUACAAGUCUCCUCCUUAUAAAGAAGCAUUAAAGGAGUUCUCAUUGAUAACCAAGGGGCUGAGGUAGCCUGAUGCUUGUCACCUCCCAUUUCCACUGGGCUUUGAGGAAAAAGAUGUCAGUCUGCCCCCUUUUCUUUAAGAACAUGCUGGCGUUAUGAAGAAGAAUAAGGGGACCCAAAGAGACCAAGAUGGAUUCACGUGCAGCUAAGUUCUGACUAGUAUCCAGCGUGCUGGAAACCAAAGCUUCCACAUUGCUGCUAUUUUUAAGUGCCCCCUUUCCAGCUAUUUGCAUAAUCACUUUCAUAGAUCUGCAUAUGUUGUGAAUAAAUUCUCACUCAUUUCAACUUUAAA
This is a messenger RNA of Manis pentadactyla (Chinese pangolin), 5444 nucleotides long. RefSeq names its product tenascin N (gene TNN). The record is from RefSeq and is a predicted model, not a curated record. The coding region runs from base 245 to 4663 and encodes 1472 amino acids. NCBI's taxonomy places the organism in Eukaryota, Metazoa, Chordata, Mammalia, Pholidota, Manidae. Gene Ontology annotation, molecular function: protein binding. The transcript has 21 exons.